This is a messenger RNA of Spinacia oleracea (spinach), 933 nucleotides long. Its product is annotated as protein ELC-like. The record is from RefSeq and is a predicted model, not a curated record. Gene Ontology annotation, cellular component: ESCRT I complex. Gene Ontology annotation, molecular function: ubiquitin binding. Gene Ontology annotation, biological process: protein transport; endosome to lysosome transport; protein modification process. The transcript has a single exon. Bases 1 to 933 code for a protein of 310 amino acids. Lineage: Eukaryota; Viridiplantae; Streptophyta; Magnoliopsida; Caryophyllales; Amaranthaceae.
AUGAAACCAACAUCUUCAAUGGAGUUCAUAGACACAUCCCUCUUUGAAAGUGGUUCAUUUGAACUCUCAUACAAAAAUCCUACCCAAAAAUGGAUAAUCCGAAAACAUUUUCUUAAACUGUUCAAAGAUUUUCCCUGUUUCAUACCAUCAACUAACAAAUUCGAUCAUUAUGAUGGUACAACUACGAAUCUUCUAAACAUUUCUGGAUUUCUUCACGUCUCUGAUUUUUCACCCGAGGUGCCUCUCAUCAUCUGGCUCCACGAAAAUUACCCUUCCGCCCCUCCUAUGAUCUUUAUCCCAUCAAACCCAGAAUGUCCAGUUUACGAAAACCACCCAUACAUUAACCCGUCUGGUGUUGUUACCCCACCUUACAUACUACAUUGGGACCAAAAAAGGAGCAACUUAUGUGACCUUAUACACAACCUUGAAAACCUCUUUCAACAUGAUCACCCCUCCAUGCCUAUGUCGAAAUCUACCAUCCUAUACGAUCUUGUUGCGAAGAUUUCUACCGAUUUGGCUGCCUUAGAAGUUCAAACUCGAAAGGAUAUCGAGAGAGAGUCCACUAACCAAGCCCAACUGCAAAAAAGAAGAGAUGUUAUAGACGAUUUUGUUACCAUCCUUGAAGUUGAACGCGACAAUCUUAAUAAAAGAGUGGUGGAUUUGAGAGAGUAUAAUGAUAAGUUAUUGGAUUGGUUGAGAAAGAACAAAAAUGGUGCAUCAAUGGCUUGUGUUCAAGUAAUUGGUGACAAGUCAAAGAUGAUUGAUUGUAAGGCUUCUUAUAAGGCUUUAGAUGAUGUUGUGUAUGGGUUGGAUGAGGGUCUUGAACAAGGUGUGAUAAGUUUAGAUGAGUAUAUGAGACAAGUUAGAGUUCUAGCUAGGGAGCAGUUUUUUCAUAUUGCUAUGUUUUUUAAGUUAAGACCAUCUCGUUCUUAA